Messenger RNA from Trichophyton rubrum CBS 118892, 2786 nucleotides. Its product is annotated as NADP-specific glutamate dehydrogenase. Bases 1081 to 2151 code for a protein of 356 amino acids. Lineage: Eukaryota; Fungi; Ascomycota; Eurotiomycetes; Onygenales; Arthrodermataceae. Gene Ontology annotation, cellular component: cytosol. The record is from RefSeq and is a predicted model, not a curated record. The transcript is spliced from 3 exons. Gene Ontology annotation, molecular function: L-glutamate dehydrogenase (NADP+) activity.
GAGCGAAUAGAAGGUUUGGGGGCAAGCGUUAAUCUCCGACCUUGGCUUGCGUGGGAUUCGCGGUGCAAGAUAUUCCGUUGAUAGCGUGCAAGCGUAGAGAGUGAAUAAUUGAGAUAGAUAAUGGAGAAGCGGAGAGUGAAUAAUUGGCUAUCGGCAGAGGUGUUGCGGCACCGUUUUUGCGAAUUGGCGUUUCUGGGGAUGGGAGAUCCCGACUGUUAUCUCUAGUUAUCUCUACAAUGUUGGCUGAACCGGGAAAUUGUCUUGAGCCUCCAUCCAAGCUCAUGAGUCGGGCUGGGUUUAUUAAGCUAUUAACCUUUCCCUCGUCCUUCAUCGUCAUCCUCAUAUUUUCUUCCUACCUGCUCCUAUCUUGUUCUUUGCUCCGUCUCAAAUUCUCCGGCUGCUGGCCUCUUGAAUCCUUGUUAUCUUUAUCAAGCUCAUAGCUACCGACACAUCGACAACCACACCCACUUAGGGAUCACAGGGUUUCCUGUUCAGCGUUAACAUAAACAGAGGUAGAGAGGUUAUCUUGAUAAGGAAUAAACAUGUCCAACUUGCCCAUGGAGCCGGAGUUCGAGCAGGCCUAUAAAGGUUAGUACUGAUACGAUGACGUACCUUGAGUCGAUCUCGGUGAGAAAUAGUUGAAGCCAGGACCCUAACAAGGUGACAUAUAUAGAGCUCGCUUGGACACUUGAGAACUCGAGCAUCUUCCAGAAACACCCGGAAUACCGGAAGGCACUGCUCGUUGCCUCCAUCCCGGAGCGAAUAAUCCAGUUCCGUGUCACAUGGGAGGAUGACAAGGGCGAAGUAGGCUGAUUCCAAUUCAUAUGCGUAAGGUAGAUGAAGGUGCUGACAAGCUGGUGCUAUAGCUGCAGGUCAACCGGGGCUACCGGGUGCAGUUCAACUCAGCCCUGGGUCCGUACAAGGGUGGUCUGCGAUUCCAUCCAACAGUUAACUUGUCCAUCUUGAAGUUCCUGGGCUUUGAGCAGAUCUUCAAGAAUGCUCUCACAGGCCGUACGUAUCCUCUUCAAUGAUAUUGUUUCUAACAGCUAUCGAGAGUGGCCGGGCUAAUCUAAUAGCUGUAUGGUAGUGAACAUGGGUGGUGGUAAAGGAGGCGCCGAUUUCGAUCCAAAGGGGAAAUCUGACAACGAGAUUCGGAAGUUCUGCAGCGCAUUCAUGAUGGAGCUAAGCAAGCAUAUUGGCGCGGAUGUCGAUGUGCCGGCUGGUGACAUCGGAGUUGGUAGUCGAGAGAUCGGGUUCCUCUUUGGCGCUUACAAAAGGCAGAGGCAUAUCUGGGAAGGAGUGCUGACCGGAAAGGGAAACAGCUGGGGUGGAAGUUUGAUCCGACCCGAGGCAACGGGCUACGGCCUUGUCUAUUAUGUCCAACACAUGAUCAAGCACGCCACGAAUGGCUUGGAGAGCUUCGCAGGCAAGCGGGUAGCUAUAUCUGGAUCAGGGAACGUGGCUCAAUAUGCCGCUCUCAAGGUGAUCGAGUUUGGCGGCAUUGUCGUAUCUCUCAGUGACAGCAAGGGCAGCUUCAUUGUCCGGGGCGGCAAGGACUCCUCCAUAACCCCCGAGGAGAUCCGCUUGAUCAUGGCACUCAAGGAUGAGAGGAAGCCGCUAUCCGGCAUUGCGAGCCAUAAAGCCUUCGCCAGCAGGUGUGAAUAUAUCGAGGGUGCAAGACCAUGGGUUCACGUUGGCAAAGUGGAUGUUGUGCUUCCAUGUGCAACUCAGAACGAAGUCUCAGGUGAAGAGGCCAAAGUACUUGUGGCUAACGGCGCACGCUUUGUCGCCGAAGGUUCCAACAUGGGCUGCACGUUGGACGCCAUUGAACUCUUCGAGGCGCACAGAAAUGAACAUAAGCGUGACCAGGGCGCAGUGUGGUACGCGCCUGGAAAAGCAGCAAAUGCGGGAGGAGUUGCAGUCAGUGGGUUGGAGAUGGCUCAAAACUCCCAGAGACUGACGUGGAGUGCAGAGGAAGUGGACGGGAAGUUGCAGGCUAUCAUGAAGGAAUGCUUUGAGACUGGACUGAGGACGGCGAAUGAGUACACGGAGGUAGAGGAUGACAAACUGCCGUCUCUUGUGGCAGGAAGCAACAUUGCAGGUUUCAUCAAGGUAUCUGAAGCCAUGCGAGACCAUGGUGAUUGGUUCUGAACAAAAGAAAGAGGCCUUCCUUCCUGCUACUCUUCUUUUUCUGAAAACUUUCGGCGGUUUUUGUUGGCGUUCUGGUGCCAUUAUCCUGAUCAUUUUCCGUUCUUACACUGUGGUUCCUUCGUCUCGGGCUGGGUAUUUGACAUGGCAGAUACCUUGAUUUUUCUUGUAUGCACCGAAUGGACAUAUCAUGGCGUGGGACUCAAAAUGUCAUAUUUUCCUUGCCCGAGCGCAACACACCCAAGAUUGCACAUGUACGACAUUCCAUUUUUUCCAUCGAGGCACCAAAUCUUAUUUCCAUUGCUUUUUUUUUUUAAUGUUUAUUUUCUUUCCUGUUUCUUUAGCGUAUGAUGUUCAAGUGACAAUUGGUGACAUGUUCUAUUUUUGAGCCCAAGUUUUCUUCUUUUCUCUCUCGUUUGGCGGAGACUUGCAGGGCAUUUUUCUUAAUAGGGCGCGUGUUGGAAUCCCACAACUGGUGCUCUCCGUAACCAUGCAUGAGAUAAACGAGCGUGCAUGGGAAGACUUGAUGGGCUGUAAUAAAAGUAAGUAUCAUCAUGACCGUAUAUAUACCGGCAGUCGCAGUCUGCGCUCGCUCCGAGAUACGAAAGCGUAAAAAUUACGCGCUGGAUGGCGAGGGC